Andrographis paniculata is the source of this 2247-nucleotide messenger RNA. Its product is annotated as pentatricopeptide repeat-containing protein At2g30100, chloroplastic. Gene Ontology annotation, molecular function: protein binding. NCBI's taxonomy places the organism in Eukaryota, Viridiplantae, Streptophyta, Magnoliopsida, Lamiales, Acanthaceae. The transcript has 2 exons. The coding region runs from base 527 to 2008 and encodes 493 amino acids. The record is from RefSeq and is a predicted model, not a curated record.
CUUGUCAAAUUAUGAUUAGUCUAUGUUAAUUUAUGAAAACAACAAUUGGGAUCAAUGCCUUAAUAUUAUUAUUAUUAUUAUUAUGAGAAAACACUUAAAAGUCCAGAGCCACACCGUGCGAAUUAAUUAGUCAGUAGCUAACAUUUAAUCAAUUAUUAAUUGAUUUUAAUUUUAUUAUUAUUAUUAUAUUUUUUAAAUGAAAAAGAUAUCGACUCUACAACAAAAGAUUCUUCCGUGUCUUCAAAAAUAAGCACACACUUAUAAGCGGCCAUCGAUCAUUCAUCUCCAACUUCCUCUUGCUCUUCCUCUUAUUCCCACGCAAUUUCUUGUUCCACGAUCGAUGAUCCGGCGCAAAUGGUUGCCGUUCGGCCGGAAUUCUGUAUAGCUACGGGAAGGGCCACAAGGAAUAUAUAGAGUUCAUCAAAUACCUCUUUUGGUGUUCUUUUUUAAUCGUAUUUAUUUUUUUAUUUUUGUUUUCUAGGAGAUUAUCACUUCGUUGAGUUGAAAUUCUGUAUUUGUCGGAUUGAUGGCUUCCGUCUCUGGAAUUGCCGGAAGCAGCAAUUUGGCGGUUGCGAAUUGUGCUUUUUCGAACAAGUGCAAUUUUGCGGUCGGGAGGCAGUACCGAGUGAGGAUUCAAUCAUGCUUAGGGGUUCCGGUGGGAGGGCGAUUGGGGUGUGUACUCCAGGGUAGAAGGAAGCUUCAAUCGGUUCAAUUGGAUGUGUUCAUCACCAGCGACGACGAGGAGGAGAUGAGCGAAGGUUUUUUCGAGGCGAUUGAGGAGUUGGAGCGGAUGGCGCGGGAGCCGUCGGAUGUGCUCGGCGAAAUGAACGACCGGCUGUCGGCUCGCGAGCUGCAGUUAGUGUUGGUGUACUUUGCGCAGGAAGGGAGGGACUCUUGGUGUGCGUUGGAGGUCUUUGAGUGGCUGAAGAAGGAGAAUCGAGUUGACAAGGAGACGAUGGAGUUGAUGGUGUCGAUAAUGUGCGCGUGGGUGAGGAAAUUGGUGGAGGGGAGGAACAAAGUGGAGGAUGUGGUUGAUCUAUUGGUGGACAUGGAUUGUGUUGGUUUGAAGACGAGCUUCAGCAUGAUUGAGAAGGCAGUUUCGAUGUAUUGGGAGGCAGGGGAGCGUGAUCAGGUGGUGUUGUUUGUGAAGGAGGUGCUCAAGAGAGGGAUAUCAUACGACGACGAUGAGGACAACAAGGGUGGUCCGGCGGGGUAUCUUGCGUGGAAGAUGAUGGAGGAAGGGAGCUUCCGGGAUGCUGCCAAAUUAGUGAUUCAUCUAAGAGAAUCCGGGCUGAAACCCGAGGUAUACAGCUACUUAAUAGCAAUGACAGCUGUGGUCAAAGAACUCAACGAAUUCGCAAAAGCAUUGCGUAAGUUAAAAGGCUUCACGAAGACCAGUUUAGUUGCAGAGCUGGACGUUUUCAACGUCCAUCUAGUAGAAAAAUACCAAGAAGAUCUUCUCGCCGAUGGUCUUAGGCUCUCCAACUGGGCUUCCGAAGAGGGAGGCCCGUCUCUUGACGGAGCCAUCCACGAACGCCUUCUAGCCAUGUAUGUCUGCGCCGGCCGUGGAGUCGAAGCUGAACAGCAGCUCUGGAAAAUGAAGCUUGUAGGUAAGGAAGCCGAUGGAGAUCUUUACAACAUUGUUUUAGCUAUGUGUGCUUCUCAGGGGGAAGCCAGUUCGGUUGGACGGCUGCUAACCCGUACAGAAGUCGCCAGCUCAGUCCGGAGAAGAAAAGCGCUGUCGUGGCUGCUGAGAGGCUACAUCAAAGGCAGGCAUUUCAAGAAUGCCGCGGAGACGCUGAUGAAGAUGCUUGACUUGGGACUGUUCCCGGAGCUCAUCGACCGGAUUGCUGUGCUGCAAGGAUUGAGCAGAAGGAUCCAACAGCCAGGUAACGUGGACAUUUAUCUUACACUCUGCAAAAGAUUAUCUGAUGCAAAUUUGAUUGGGCCUUCUCUGGUUUAUCUUCAUAUGAAAAAACACAAGCUUUGGGUUAUUAAAAUGCUCUGAAUCCUGGAACAAGUUUAGGUUUCUUCCACACGAGAUGUUAAUAUGUAUAGUGUAGAAGAAGAAUGUUAUUAUGUGUUAAUAGGUUAGAUGGUUGACAACAUUUUGGGGUAUGUAUGUAUAGAAAUAUGAUAAUAACAAUAAUGUAAUGUUUAUUGUGUGAUGUUGAUGAACAGAACAGAACAGAACAGUUACAGAUCUGUUGUUGAUUUAAUAAGAAAAAAUGGCUGACUUCGUCUUGA